CUUAUUUUGAAUGUGCGUACUAGAAGUUUUUUUAUAUACACUUUCAAACUUUAGUUCUUUUUGCAACCAUGGCGAGUUUGGCUGAUGUCGGUUGGAAACUGCUGGAAUUUAAAGCCCGGUCAAAAAGAUCAGAUUUGUGAUUUAGCUGAGCGAAAGACAAAGAGAGAGAGGGAGACACGAUUGACCUUAAUUUCACCUUUUGAAAAUGGCUGGGAUAAAGCGGCCUCAUCAGAAAGUCCAAAGACUGGGAUCCAUCUAUGAGCCCCUCAAGCUGUCAAUCCUCCACCGUGAGGACGAGCCCCUGUGGGAGAAGCUGGACCGCUACUACAAUGCUGUCAAAACUACCAUACUCAACUACCAGAGUCCCACCACCGGCCUCUUCCCCAUCAAGACCUGCUCCACAUGUAAAGAGGCCAAGGUGCGGGACUCCCUGUACUGCGCGGCAGGAGCUUGGGCGCUGGCCGUAGCCUAUCGACGUAUCGACGACGACAUGGGACGCACCCACGAACUGGAGCACUCGGCCAUUAAGUGCAUGAGAGGAAUCCUCUACUGUUACAUGAGGCAGGCUCAUAAGGUGGAACAGUUCAAGCAGGACCCCACCCCCUCCAAGUGUCUGCACUCCAUGUUCAAUGUGCAUACGGGCGACGAGAUCCACACCUAUGACCAAUACCAUCACCUGCAGAUCGACGCCGUUUCCUUGUUCCUGCUCUACCUGGUGGAGAUGAUCUGCUCCGGCCUGCAGAUUAUCUACAACACCGAUGAGGUGUCCUUCAUCCAGAACCUGGUGUUCUGCGUGGAGAGAGCUUAUAGGGUGCCCGACUAUGGCAUGUGGGAGCGAGGCAGCAAGUACAACAACGGCAGCACCGAGUUGCAUUCAAGCUCCGUGGGGCUGGCCAAGGCUGCUUUGGAGGCCAUCAAUGGAUUUAACCUGUUUGGAAACCAGGGUUGCUCCUGGUCGGUGAUCUUCGUGGAUCUGGACGCCCACAACCGAAACAGACAAACGUUGUGCUCCCUGCUUCCUCGAGAGUCCCGCUCUCACAACACGGACGCAGCCUUACUGCCGACCAUCAGCUACCCUGCCUUCGCCGUGGACGACGACGCCCUCUACAGCCAGACAUUGGACAAAAUCGUCCGCAAGCUCCGUGGCAAAUACGGCUUCAAGCGCUUCCUCCGUGAUGGAUACCGUACCUCCAAUGAGGACAUGGACCGCCGAUACUACAAACCUGCUGAAAUGAAGCUCUUUGAUGGGAUCGAGUGCGAGUUUCCCAUAUUCUUCAUCUUCAUGAUGAUUGACGGUGUGUUCAGAGGGAACCAGGCUCAGGUGAAAGAGUACCAAGACCUUCUUGACCCGAUCAUCUUUCAAUCUUAUGAGGGCCACGCUGUCGUCCCCAAGUACUACUACGUGCCCGCAGACUUCGUGGAGGCCGAGCAAAGCAAGCAUGGCAGUCAGAAGCGCUUCCCGAGCAAUUCCGGACGUGACGGCAAGCUCUUUCUGUGGGGCCAAGCUCUUUACAACAUUGCCAAGCUGCUAAUUGACGAACUGAUCAGCCCCAAGGACAUUGACCCCAUCCAUCGCUACGUACCUCGCCAGGACCAACGCAACGUCAGCAUGCGCUACUCCAACCAGGGCCCCAUAGAGAAUGAUGUUGUGGUCCAUGUUUCCCUGAUCGCUGAGAGCCAGAGACUGCAAGUGUUUCUGAACACGUACGGUAUUCAGACGCAGACACCGCAGCAGGUGGAGCCCAUCCAAAUCUGGCCUCAAAAGGAGUUGGUCAAGGCGUACCGCUUCCUGGCCGUCAAUAACAAGCUGGGCCUGAGUGGGCGUCCGGAUCGACCCGUGGGCUGCAUCGGGACCUCAAAGAUUUACCGUAUCCUCGGGAAGACGGUGGUGUGCUACCCGAUUGUCUUUGAUCUGAGCGACUUUUACCUUUCUCAAGACGUCAUGCUGCUGAUUGACGACAUUAAGAACGCCCUUCAGUUCAUCAAGCAGUGUUGGAAGAUGCAAGGACGACCUCUCUUCUUGGUCCUCAUCCACGAGGACAACAUCAAGGGAAGUCGCUUCAACCCGGUGUUGGACAUGCUGGCGUCCUUCAAGAAGGGCCACAUCGGAGGGGUGAAAGUUCACGUGGACAGACUUCAGACGCUGAUCUCCGGCGCUGUGGUGGAGCAAUUGGACUUCCUGCGUGUCAACGAGGCCGAGAUCCCAGAGUUCAAGAGCUUCGAGGAGCUGGAACUUCCCAAACACUCCAAAGUCAAGCGACAGACGAGCACACCUAACGCCUCUGACUUAGAGCAGCAGCCCGAGAUCAGCGUGGAUGAAUGGCUCCAUAAGCCCACCGACGAGAUCCUCCAGAAGUUCCACGAUUGCGAUUGCUUGGCUAGCCAGGCUCAACUUGCCGGAAUCCUGUUGAGGAGGGAAGGAUCGCAGUUCCUCACCAAGGAUGAGAACCUGAUGGAAGAGCUGGAGAGGAUCUACCGACAAGCCGGCAGCCGAAAACUUUGGUCUGAUGAUUACACGCCCAUGCGCAGACAAGCACACCUUCACACACCCGCAUUCGCACGCACACACGCACGCACAUUUAACGGGUUGUUGUGUUUAACGAAGCGCAGGCUGGCGGUGCGCGAUGCCGCCGCCAUCACCAAGAAGUUGGCCAGCUCUAUCGCGCCGCACAUUACCUCCAUACUCGUGAAGGGCAAGCAGGUGACCCUGGGCGUGUUUGGCCACGAGGAGGAGGUGAUUUCCAACCCGCUGUCUCCCAGCGUCAUCCAGGGUAUCAUCUACAGCAAAUGCUGCCCACUAGGGGGCGAGCGCGAGGCAGUCCUGCAGCAAGAGCUGGUCAUCCACAUCGGCUGGAUCAUCUCCAACAGCCCGGAGCUCUUUAGCGGCAUGCUCAAGAUCCGAGUUGGGUGGAUUGUCCAGGCAAUGAAACAGGAAUUGAAAAUCCGGGCGGGAGACAUGCCCCCCCAGGAUAUCUACCAGCUCUCUCCCAGCGAUAUCAAGCAGCUCUUACUGGACGUGCUGCAGCCUCAGCACACGGGCAGGUCGUGGCUCCACCGCCGCCAGAUUGACGGCUCGCUCAACAGAACCCCUUUGGGCUUUUACGACCGGGUUUGGCAGAUCCUGGAGAGGACCCCCGACGGGAUUCUGGUCGGCGGGACACACCUCCCGCAGCAACCGACACUGUCUGACAUGACCAUGUACGAGAUGAAUUUCUCUCUGCUGGUGGAGGACACACUGAAAAGCAUCGUCCUGCCCGAAUACAGACAGACCAUCGUGGAGCUGCUGAUGGUGGUGUCCAUUGUGCUGGAGAGAAACCCGGAAGUGGACUUUGCUGACAAGGUGGACCUGGAUAGUCUCGUGAAAGAAGCAUUUGCCGACUUCCGGCGGGAUCGCAGUCGCUCAGAAGGCACCGAGAAGCAGGACGACAUGCAAGCCUUCUACAACACGCCGCCUGUAGGUCGGAGAGGCACCUCCAGCUAUCUGACGAAAGCCGUCCUGAGCCUUUUGUUGCAGGGGGACGUGAAGCCCUGCAAGGACGACCCGUGUUCUGUUAGCUAGAAGCCCGUUGUUUUUUUUCGUAGUGGCGGAACACCACACGGUGGAUUGAAAACGAAAUGGUAGGGCCUGGUAGCAAAUGAACUAGUCAUUUGGUUUGUUUGUUGUCUUUCAAGCCUAACUUUGCAUAAAAAAGGAAGACUGAGAAUCUUGCAAUUAAGGGCAGCUAUUGCAUUUUUUUUAGUCCUGAUAGUCAACUCUGGGCAGCCGCGUUGGGCUGGUUGGCGAGACAAGCUUUGAACGAAUUGCUAUUUAAUUGGCGUUGCGAAGAUAAAGCAGGCGAAGCUAUGCCUAGUGUUAGCUCAAUUUUCAAACAACAUGCGUUUACAAAAAAUGAAUCCACUUUGCUGCCUGCCAGAAAAUGUUUGGGUUUUUUUUCAGUUUUGAAGGGCGAAUUAUAAUGGCCAAAAUCAUCCUAAAACGGCCUCUUUAAACUAAAAUAGCUGACCUUCUAGUAGUUUCACAGUAUGGGUCCUUUUUUUAAUUUGUGGAACUACUUAUGAUACACAUCUACAAACAUGCAUGGGGCUAUAACUGAAUUGAGAAAAAAAUAAAGAUUUGAAAUUGACAAUUAAUUUUUCAAGAGAUAACCCAAACACACUGAAACGAAAGUCAACAAGAUUUUUUUUUUUGUGGGUCUAAACAUGAUAAAAAAUCCUACCAAAUUCAUCCUUCUAAGCCAAAAAUCUACAAACAUGCAUGGGGCUAUAACUGAAUUGAGAAAAAAAUAAAGAUUUGAAAUUGACAAUUAAUUUUUCAAGAGAUAACCCAAACACACUGAAACGAAAGUCAACAAGAUUUUUUUUUUGUGGGUCUAAACAUGAUAAAAAAUCCUACCAAAUUCAUCCUUCUAAGCCAAAAAUCUACAAACAUGCAUGGGGCUAUAACUGAAUUGAGAAAAAAAAUAAAGAUUUGAAAUUGACAAUGAAUUUUUCAAGAGAUAACCCAAACACACUGAAACGAAAGUCAACAAGAUUUUUUUUUUUGUGGGUCUAAACAUGAUAAAAAAUCCUACCAAAUUCAUCCUUCUAAGCCAAAAAUCUACAAACAUGCAUGGGGCUAUAACUGAAUUGAGAAAAAAAUAAAGAUUUGAAAUUGACAAUUAAUUUUUCAAGAGAUAACCCAAACACACUGAAACGAAAGUCAACAAGAUUUUUUUUUUGUGGGUCUAAACAUGAUAAAAAAUCCUACCAAAUUCAUCCUUCUAAGCCAAAAAUCUACAAACAUGCAUGGGGCUAUAACUGAAUUGAGAAAAAAAAUAAAGAUUUGAAAUUGACAAUGAAUUUUUCAAGAGAUAACCCAAACACACUGAAACGAAAGUCAACAAGAUUUUUUUUUUGUGGGUCUAAACAUGAUAAAAAAUCCUACCAAAUUCAUCCUUCUAAGCCAAAAAGGCUUUCGUGGGACGGAUUGUUAAAUAGCAAUUUAUUAAUUCCAGGGAUUGAAAAUGUAUUCGAGGUCUAUAUUUUAUUGUGAGACACCAAACCUUCAUUGCUGUGCUGCACCCACAUGCAGUGAUGGCAACUAAAAUAUUUCACCAUUUAGUGUGGGGUUCUCCCAUUUUUGGCAGUAGCAACAUCCAAACAACCACAUCUCCUUUGUGAUUUUUACAGAGCAAUGCUUGCUAUUAGCCAGUGUCAAACUAAUCUCAGGCAAGCUAAAACGAAGCCUUGAAAUCGUCAUUACAAUGUACUGCUUGAAAUGCUGCCUAUGAUUGUCCGAAGCAUGUUUUGCUGUUAAUCCAGUGCAAAGUGGUGUUUAGAAAUUACCCAAUUUGGAUGUGAAUCGCGUCAUUUUGCUUGCAUACAUGUUAAAUAUUUAAUGUGUCAUGUUUACAUGCACUUUUUGUUUUGGUUGUGUAGUACAAGGAGGAGAAGUAAAGACUUAUUUAAAAGUG
Messenger RNA from Hippocampus zosterae (dwarf seahorse), 5453 nucleotides. It is a transcript of the gene phkb, whose product is annotated as phosphorylase kinase, beta. NCBI's taxonomy places the organism in Eukaryota, Metazoa, Chordata, Actinopteri, Syngnathiformes, Syngnathidae. Gene Ontology annotation, biological process: glycogen metabolic process. The transcript has 31 exons. Gene Ontology annotation, cellular component: phosphorylase kinase complex. Gene Ontology annotation, molecular function: calmodulin binding. Bases 206 to 3559 code for a protein of 1117 amino acids. The record is from RefSeq and is a predicted model, not a curated record.